Messenger RNA from Cuscuta epithymum, 1595 nucleotides. Lineage: Eukaryota; Viridiplantae; Streptophyta; Magnoliopsida; Solanales; Convolvulaceae. The record is from the annotation of a GenBank genome assembly.
GGAUAAUUUCGUAUGUUGCACCGGGGGCUCUUUUUCUUUGGCAUCAUUGAACUCCAUCUUCAAGUUCAAAUAGGGGCAGACCGGCAAACUAGUUAUUACUGGCGUGUUCGACUGUUCGUGCGCUAAACUCGCCGGUCAUCCUUCCACUCACCACCUUACGGUCGCCACCGCUUUAACCGGUCAGCCCAUCAACUCCGACGAGGCGGCGAUUGACUGUACUACUUACCUCAACAUCGAAAUCGUUAGCACUUGGCAAGCUCCACCUCCAAGCAAACUCUACCGCCAUUCCCAUUUCAUUUACAGGUCACAAAGGUAAUGGACCAGCCUGGCGGCGGAGAAGAAAGGAAAGUAGUCACGUCAACAAAGGCGGAUGGGGAGCAAAAGGGCUCGGGACCGGUGGAGGAUCGGGUUCAGUAUCCUGAUCCAAAUACUGAAGCAGGGCCGCUUCUGGACGAUUCAAGUGCUUUGGAUGAGAACCAUAUCGAGAUUGAGAGUGGAAAGUCCGUGAACGCUUUGAAUAGAUCGAAGAAGUCGGUGAGGUGGAGCCAGGAAUUGGUAACGGAAUCGCCCAUACCGCGCACGAUGUCUUCCGAUGACCAUCGGUCCGGUCCUUAUGUCGCUUAUUCUUCAGCAUCUGCCAACGACAAUCCAUCUUCCUCCAAUUUCAAAAAUACAAUGGAGACAGUUAAAGAUGCCUUGGGGAGAUGGAGGAAGAGGGUAGGCGAAGCAACCAAAAAGGCCGAGGAUAUUGCGGGAAACACAUGGCAGCAUUUGAAAACGGGGCCCAGUCUUGCUGAUGCUGCUUUGGGAAGACUUGCACAGGGGACAAAAGUUCUAGCUGAAGGCGGGUAUGAAAAGAUAUUUCGUCAAACAUUUGAGACAGUUCCGGAGGAGCAACUUCAGGAUUCAUUUGCUUGUUACUUAUCAACAUCAGCUGGUCCAGUUAUGGGGGUUUUAUACGUGUCCACUGCAAAGCUUGCAUUUUGUAGUGAUAAUCCUCUUUCGUACAAAGCCAGUGACAAGACAGAAUGGAGCUAUUAUAAGGUAGUUAUCCCUUUACAUCAGCUAAAGGCUGUUAAUCCUUCAUCAAGCAGAACAAACCCUUCCGAAAAAUAUAUACAAGUCAUAUCAUUGGAUACUCAUGAAUUUUGGUUUAUGGGCUUUCUUAACUACAAUGGGUCAGUUCAGUGCUUGCAAGAUGCUUUGGAUGCUCACAACUUGCAAUCCGUUUGAUGAGUAAAUCCAGUUGGCAACACAUACCCGUGAUUGAAAAGCACAAUUUUGCGUUUCUGAUAGUCAGGGCCAGGUUGAAUGCUUUGGUGAAGUGAAAAGCACAAUAUAUACUACAUGUCUUUUCAAAAAUAGGGAUGUUAUCUGAUGUUAGAUAAAUGGAUCAGCAUCACUAUUAUUGCUCUGAUCCUUGUAAGUUGAAUGAGCAUGCUAUAGUGUGCAAUUCUUGUUUUAUAUUUUCUUUUCAUAUAAGAGAACACAAGGGACAGUGUCAUCAUACCUUGUCAAUAUUGCGCAACAGUUUUGCUCUUUUCCAUUUUCUCUAUUCUCAAGUAGUCUUCUACUCUUUGGUAGAUUUCCCCAUU